AUGAUACAAAAGUAAAUGCAAGAUAAUUAUUAUAUAUAAUUCAUUGAAAUGGUUUAAAGUUUAAAUAAAGCAAAAAAAAAACAAACUCGAAAACAUUAUCGUAUUUCUUAUGUCUUACGAAAUGUCACUACAGCUUGUCAAUCGCCCAAUAAAUUUGAAGUUAUGUAUAAUUUAUUUUUACGCUUUACAUUAAAUCAGCCGAUAAAAAAAUCAGCCGAUUUGCUAUGUGAGUUAGACAACAAAUUACAAUUCACAAAUGUUGAGGAGUGAACAUAACAUUACGAACUAUUGUUUCGUAAUUCAAAAUAUGUUGAAAUUAGGAAACGAAAGGAUACAAAUGGUGUGCAUAUUAAGGCGCUACUAUUUUUUAACACUAGUUAUUUAUGAACAUUGA
This is a messenger RNA of Heterotrigona itama, 394 nucleotides long. The record is from the annotation of a GenBank genome assembly. NCBI's taxonomy places the organism in Eukaryota, Metazoa, Arthropoda, Insecta, Hymenoptera, Apidae.